AUGAGUGUCAAAGAAGUCUCCCUCACUCCCUUCACCGACCAGAAGCCCGGAACCUCCGGCCUCCGGAAAAAGGUCGUCGUCUUCCAACAACCCCAUUACAGCGAAUCCUUCGUCACCUCUAUCCUCCUCUCAAUCCCGGAAGGCGUCAAGGACAGUUUCCUGGUUAUUGGCGGUGAUGGACGAUACUGGAACCCCGAGGUCGUGCAGUUGAUUGCCAAGAUUGGAGCUGCGUAUGGCGUGAAGAAGCUUCUGAUCGGCCAGCAUGGUAUUCUGAGUACACCUGCUGCUUCCCACAUUAUCAGGAAACGCAAGGCAACCGGUGGUAUCUUGUUGACUGCAAGCCACAAUGCUGGAGGUCCUAAGAAUGAUUUUGGUAUCAAGUACAACCUUGCGAAUGGUGGACCAGCUCCGGAAUCAGUUACGAACAAAAUUUUUGAAGCUUCCAAGAGCUUGACCUCCUACAAGAUCGCCGAUAUCCCAGAUGUGGACAUUGCUACAAUUGGAACCAAGACAUACGGCUCGUUGGAGGUGGAGAUCAUUGAUUCGACCGCAGACUAUGUGGAUAUGCUGAAAGAUAUCUUUGACUUCCCUCUGAUCAAGAAGUUUUUCCAAACACAUACCGACUUCAAGGUCCUCUUCGAUGCUCUAUCCGGUGUCACCGGCCCUUACGGCAAGGAUAUCUUCGAACGAGAAUUCGGUCUCUCAAGCUCUAGCACACAAAACUGUAUUCCUUCGCCAGAUUUCAAUGGUGGUCACCCAGAUCCUAAUCUCACAUAUGCACACUCUCUCGUCGAGGCUGUUGACAAGGGAAAGAUCCACUUUGGAGCUGCAAGUGAUGGAGACGGAGACCGUAACAUGAUUUACGGAGCUAAUGCUUUCGUCUCGCCUGGAGACAGUCUGGCAAUCAUCGCUCACCAUGCCAAGCUCAUCCCCUACUUCAAGAAGCAAGGUGUCCACGGCCUUGCCCGUAGUAUGCCAACAUCCGGUGCCGUCGACCUUGUAGCUAAGGCUCAAGGACUAAACUGCUACGAGGUUCCUACAGGCUGGAAAUUCUUCUGCGCUCUGUUCGAUGCCGAUAAGCUUUCUAUCUGUGGUGAAGAGUCUUUCGGUACAGGAAGCAACCACAUCCGUGAGAAAGAUGGUCUAUGGGCUGUUGUGGCUUGGUUGAACAUCAUUGCUGGUAUCGGAGAAGCGAACCCAGAUGUUACUCCUAGCAUUGCAAAGAUCCAGCAUGACUUCUGGACUACAUAUGGUCGUACUUUCUUCACUCGAUAUGAUUAUGAAAAUGUCAGCAGUGAGGGUGCUGCAGAGGUCGUGAAAGGUUUGACCGAGAAGAUUGCGGAUAAGUCGUUUGUUGGUAGUAAGAUUGGCGACCGCACAGUCGCCGAAGCAGGUGACUUCUCGUACACCGAUCUUGAUGGCAGCGUCUCGCCCAACCAAGGUCUUUAUGUGAAGUUCUCUGACGGCUCUCGCAUCGUGGUCCGACUUUCCGGCACCGGCUCAUCUGGCGCUACAAUUCGUCUGUACAUUGAAAAACACACUUCAGAUGCUUCAACGUACGGAAAAGAUGCCCAGGAUUUCUUGAAGCCCGAUAUUGACCUUGCUACUGGCUUCUUGAAGUUCCAGGAACAUAUCGGACGGACGGAGCCGGAUGUCAAGACAUAG
Molecule: messenger RNA, 1665 nt
Organism: Lachnellula hyalina
Lineage: Eukaryota; Fungi; Ascomycota; Leotiomycetes; Helotiales; Lachnaceae
Gene: pgmA
Product: Phosphoglucomutase
Exons: 4
Coding region: 1-1665 (554 amino acids)
Biological process (GO): carbohydrate metabolic process
Cellular component (GO): cytosol
Molecular function (GO): phosphoglucomutase activity
Source: RefSeq, a predicted model, not a curated record